Molecule: messenger RNA, 4556 nt
Organism: Pelobates cultripes (western spadefoot toad)
Lineage: Eukaryota; Metazoa; Chordata; Amphibia; Anura; Pelobatidae
Source: the annotation of a GenBank genome assembly
GCGGCGAGCUAGCGGCCGGCAGUGAGGAGUGCAGCGUGCGUGCAAUGAGCGCUCCCAGCCGCGCAGCACUGACACACCGCAGCCCGAGCUCCAGGCGAUGCUGUAAAGGCGCCCACAGUGCAGCGCAUCGCAGCCCGCCUCACCCAGCCGCUCUCCCCGCAGCGACAUGCUGCCCUGGAAGAAGAACAAGUUCGACCUGAUCGAGGAGGACGGCAAGCAGGCGAAGCAGAAGGGCUAUGCGGUGAGCCUCAACUACAGCGCCCUCACCUCGCUGGCCAAGUCGUGCCCGGAGGGCGCCCUGACCCGGGUGGGCAGCAUGUUCAAGUCCAAGAGGAAGAAGAUCAAGAUCACCGGGGAGGACCCGACCUACACCGUGCUCUACCUGGGCAACGCCACCACGCUGCAGUCCAAGGGCGAGGGCUGCACGGAGCUGGCGGUGUGCAAGAUCUGGAGCAAGAGCGAGAUGGGCAAGCACGGCACCAAGAUGAAGCUGACGGUCAGCUCGCAGGGGAUCCGCAUGGUCCACGUGGAGGACAAGGCCAAGCGGCCGGGCCACCUCUACCUGCUGCACCGGGUCACCUACUGCGUGGCCGACCCCCGGCUGCCCCGGGUCUUCGCCUGGAUCUACCGCCACGAGAUGAAGCACAAGGCGGUGAUGCUGCGCUGCCACGCCGUGCUGGUGUCCAAGCCCGAGAAAGCCAAGGCCAUGGCCCUGCUGCUCUACCAGACCUCGGCCAACGCCCUGGCGGAGUUCAAGCGGCUGAAGAGGAGGGAGGACGCCCGACACCAGCAGCAGCAGCUGAUCGGCGAGCAGAGCAUCCCCCUGGUCCCGCUCAGGAAGCUCCUCAACGGGCAGUGCUGCUACAAACCCCCCGUGGAGCGCAGCCGGAGCGCCCCGAAGCUGGGCUCCAUCACCGAGGACCUGCUGGGGGAGGAGGAGGAGGAGAGGGCCAUGAGCUUCGAGUGUGAGGACGUGCUGGACACCGGGGGUGGAGGGGAUGGGGGAGAUGAUGGAGGGGAGGAGGAGGUGGUGGUGGUGGGGAAGCAUCACUUGUCCCAGCUGAUCAGUGACCUGGGGGAGAUGACUCUGGGCAAUGACCUGCAGACUCUGAAAGCUGACCUGAGAGUGACUAGACUGCUGUCUGGGGAGAGCACGGGCAGCGAGUCCUCCAUAGAGAGCAACCAGGACUGUGGACCCAUCAGCAAUGGGUUUGAGGAAUUCAGGGAGCCAGAGACUGUAUGAAGAUGGAGGGAGGAUGGGACCGGGGUCAUCAAUGGACCAGAUGACACACACAAAAAACAACCCUAGCACCUAAUGGCAGGGCUUUAUUAGCCAUAUGUUGGGCUCAGACAGAAUGACUGUCAGGAGGAGAUGGCUGGCUCAGUCAGACACCAUAACUGUUGCCAUAGGACCUUGGCAGGUGUUUUGUUUAGUUUUUUUCGAAUAGCCCUUGUCAUAUUUAUCAUGGCAGGAAUAGCUCUUUCAUUGAAAGCCUCUGCAUUGAUUUUUGAGACUCUUUAUCCAUGAGAAAUGUGGGGCAAGAAUCUACCUGGCUUCUUCCCCUGUUUUUUCUUUUUCCUACCAAUCAUGAAAAAUUUGGCCAAUGUUUCUUUGCAGAUGUCUUCCUGUUAUAGAGGGCAAAUUCCCCCCAGCCCCCCAAGGUUUUUGGCAUCAAAUGGGUUAAUGCAUAAUAAUCUAUUGGUAUUUGUAAACUGUACUAGAACAAAGUUAAGGAAAAAAAUUACGUUAAAAUCUUUUUUUUUUUUUUUUAAAAGCCGUAUUUAGAAAAAAAAAAACUACAACUUUAUUCUAAUCCAACCUUGGCUAUUAUAGCCUAAAUGUUGAAACUUUGCUUUCAAUUUGUUACAUUUCAAUGUCUGAACAAAACCCAGUCAGUUGUUCACUAAACUCCACAUUUUAGAAAACGCAAUAUCAAGUGGCAAACAUUGAGACAAAAAUAGCUAGUUUAGAAAAACUGUCCAACUUGAAUAAAGUAACAGUUAGGAUAUUUUUGUCUCAAUAUCACACUUAGAUUGCAGUUUGCUACAAACCAGAGUUUAGCGAUGAAUAACCGUGACAGUGUGGAUGUGAGUGUCUAUUCUGCUCUGGCGGUCUAUUGUAGAAUGUGAGAUCCAGUCAGUCACUCAUGGGUUUAAUCACUAAAGUGGGUAUUGUGACAAAUUAAAAAAAAAUGUUCUCUUUUUUUUUUUUUCUUUAACCCUGAAAUUGUUGAAUGGGGAGGGGAGAUCUGCAGCUCUAAAAUUUGUGUUAAAUGUGCAAUUUAAGUGUUUGUACAACUCCCAGUUUAGUGAAUAGAUGACAGCACAGUAUGAGUGUUUAACUUUGGCUCAGGGGUAACAAGUCGUGGCUCAAAUUAUUUAGAUCUUGAUCUGUUUGUCUAUGAGCAUAAAAGGACUAUUUAACUAUCAUUUACUCUAAGUUAUAAGUGUGUAAUGUUCUGACUGCCAGAGCUAAACUUUGGUGUGCAAAGGCGCUUGGGACGAAUGUGCAAUGCCUAAGCUUCCAGUACUGACUGGGUUAAAUGGCAAUAUCAUGUAAUUUGAGGGUUUGUGCAAUAGGCACUAUAAGGUCUAAUGUAAGGUUUGAUUUUGGUGCAAGCUGUCCCCUUUAUGAUCCCUGCAGACAAGUAAUAAACUUAGCAUUGCCAGAACAUAGCUGACACUGGCAAUCAAAUCUGUUAAAAUGGGAUGAAAACAAGUUGGUAACUGUCAAUUUUUAUUAUUGGGAUAAAACUCAUUGCUCAUACUGCUGAGGGCCCUCUGGCACUGAAUUUUUUUAUUUUAUUUUUUUUCCUGUACCCUUGCUAAAUGUUCAAUCCUAGGAAACUUGGAGUAGCCCAGAGAAGUAGCCUUCUUGUACAAAAAUAAAACUGUAGUGCAGUUUCUAAUUCUCUAAAUUUUAGCAAGAAAAUGCCAUUCAUGAGGGGGGAACAUUUUCACGGUCUCCUUUACCUGGGCCCCAGUGCUACUGCUGGUUCUAGGAAUCAUCAGGGCCCUUGUUUCUUGGAAUCUGAGAGGAGUAGAGUCUGUGCAAUGCUGGAAGCUUUGUGGGCUGAGCACAAGAUGACUGAAAUGUUCCUUGUUACUCCUAGUCUUUCCACUCUUUAUUUCCCUUUUGGUUCCAUGCAAUGUUUGCACAUGUGAGUUGAGGCACACAAAAGGUGAACUGCUGCCAUCCUUCACUUUAUUUGGUACACUGAGCUUUUUAAUGAAAAAGAGAACCUCUAGCAUUUUAUUUUGCUAGGCAUGAAGAGACAUACAUUGAUGCAAUUUGCAACUUUUUAAGUGAGGGGAGUUGAAGUGUAGGCCCAUUUUUUUAACACCCUUAAUUCUUUGUCAGUUUUUAGCUCAGAGAUUUGAGAGCUGAAGUGAAACCUCUGGACACCCUGCUUCAGAAUGACUGAUGUCUUCUAUGCAAUUCACUGUUGCUCCCUGCUAUUGGGUUUACCAGUAUAGAAAUAUAUCUUGUGCACUUGAACAGGUGUUGCCAAAUAGCUUCAUUCACUUAUGGUUUAUUAGAUUACCAAAUCACUCCUGGUAAUCUAUCGCCUCUACUUGACUGCUUUGUAAUGAGCUAUGACAAUACAGUAAAAGGUAUCUUGCAAUUCCAUCUCCUGUGCUCAUAGCCAAUAGGACUAUAAUCUUGACAAAUUAAAAUCAUACCCUUCCCCACCCCCCUGCUGCAACUUUAGUUUGGCAAAGAAUCAUGGGAGUUGUAGUUUUAUUUUAGAUGGCCCCAAAUUAGACUAAAUUAAUAGACGUUACAAAAAAUAUUUCAAAAGACACUGCAUUGUAGUCCGUCAGGCUAUAAUAGACAAAGUUAGUGGCCCAGAGCUCUUCCUGACCUACUUCUUUAGAACUGCAUUUGAAGCUGCUUUCGUUGAAUGUCUGUCUGAAACCAAGCCACACACUUUUUUUAAUUUGUGCUAUCCUUAUUUAUAUCCUCUGUACUUUCAUUUAAUAUCCUGUAUUCCAUUUCUGGUUAACCCCUUGCAGUAGUAGAUUGGCAAUAUCCAAACAUGAUUACAUAACUGACUUCUUUGCCCUUAUUAAACCUUCCUUUGCCAGGUAUUUCCCAAACACUUUUCCAGGUUCAUCAAGCAGAAUGAUUAGUUAGGUGUGUGCAGUCCUUUUUUUUUUUUUUUUAUUAUUCCUUUCCUCUGAUAAAAGAAGCUUUAGUGUGUGUAUAGCUUAGUAGCACCUAGCCACCUGCCACAACUCCACAAAUGGACUUGGAAAUCUGGUACAUUUUUAUGUUUACACUUUAUUUUCAUUUUGAAAAUGGCCCAUAGGGAUACUGCCUAUUCAAGUUUCAUGACAUUCCAUGAUGGGUUUUGUAAUCCUUGCACUGUUGUGAAGUAUUUUGCCAGUGUUUUCAUAUAUGUAAAUAUAUAUAUUUUUUGUACAUAGUGGUCACAUAUAUAAAUGUUAUCUUUGCUGUGCAAAAGAAAAUAUGUUGGUGUUCACCUUGUAUAUAUUUUGUGUAUAUAUAUAUUUUUUUUUCUUAAGAACUUCACUGUUCUGAUUGUUUGCAC